AGGAACCAUGUCUCUUCAACUUCUAUCACUCUUGUUUUAAACGGCUUGCUUUACGUUACACGAGGCACAACCUUCAAAUUCCGUUUCAAUCGACAUUAUUGCUUCAGAUUAUCUUCUCGAUUCUUCACUCUAAGCGAUGGCUUCAACGGCGGAGAAUGAGGCCACUGUACAUACUUCUCCUGAUAACAUGACUACUUCUGACUGCCAACAGUCGAUGGAAGAUCAUGUCUGUGACGACGUAGAGAUGCUACCGGUUCUUGAAGCUUCCUCCCCCGAGUUGCCAUUACCUUUGAUUGUAGAGGAAGCUUUGAUUAGAGCAGAAGAAGAAGGAGAUUUCUUAAGAACAAGCCUUGAUGCUUCUGAUGCCAUGUUUGCGGUUCCUUUCCCAGACCCUGCCUCUACCUUAAACAUUCAUGGCUCUUCUUCUGCUAUAUCACAUCAGGGUGGUGUUCAAGGUACAUCUUCUUCAGAGCAAAUACCCUUGAGAACAGCUUCUUCAGUUAACCGUUCAGAUGCUGUUCAUGAAAAUGGUGUUCAGUCUCCUAACAUCUCUCUUGCUAACAAUCUUACUACGGGACCGAAUCCUCCUCCCAGGCAUUUGUUUAAUGACCCAUAUGACUAUGAACUGGAGAAGAUACGUUUAGAAGAAGAGCACUUAAAAAAGAGCUUUGAAGAAAUGACAUCACAGUUAAUGGCUGAGCUCGAUAGGAAGAUGGCUGAAGCACGGAGCGAGUAUGAUAGGGAAUUGCAAGAGUUUGAUGCCAAAGUGAUGGAGGUAGAAGCUCAUAUGGGUCUUGUUCAAACGGGCAGUCUUUUGGCCAACGCUUUCAUAUCUAAAUGUUCAGAGAGGAGUGCUUCCAAUGAUCUUGCAGCUGUACGAGCAGCUAUGGUCUCUCAACAUUCAACUCAGCAGCAACAAGCAGUGCAUAUGAAUUCAACUCCUCCUCCAAGAGUACAAGCAAGCGUACAUGUGAGUACUAGUGCACCUCCUCGACCCUCAGUGGAAGCUCCAAUCCUAAACUCAUCAGGUCCUCUUCCUCAUCUCCCUCGCCGUAGCACCACGACUCAACCAAGUCAGCAAACAGUACAAGCAGCACACACGCAUGUGAACUCAACAGCUCCUCCUCCACCUUCAGUGACAGUUGUGGAACCUCAAACACCAAAUCAUUUACGUCCUCUUGCGCGCUUCCCUCGUCCCACAACGACUCAACCAAGUCCAUUAUCUCAACGAGCUGUAGCACAAUCAAACACAAACAUGAAUUCAACAGCUCUUCCUCGACCAUCAGUUACAACAGAAGCACCUCUUUCUCGACCAUCAGUCACAACAGAAGCACCUCUUCCUCGACCAUCAGUGACAACAGCAGCACCUCUUACUCGACCAUCAGUGACAACAGAAGCUCCUCUUCCUCUGCAUUCACCGCUCUCCAACACGCCUAGGCCAAGACCGCGACCUGUAAUCUCCAACCUGACACCAUCUUCUACUCCACCAGUGCGUGGCCCGGCGCCUCAUUUAGUGCGUGCCCCUCCUCCUCACAUGGCUCGGAGACCCGCGCCUCAUUUAAGGCAAUAUGGAUCAUCUCCAGCUUCCAUGUCUGCUGCUGCUGCAACAACAAAUCCAAGAGCGUCGGUUCAAGAACAAGAGAAGUCAAAUGAUGGUGUGGUCAAUCUUUCAGAUGAAGACUAGUGAUAAAACAUUUUUUUUGUUUUUGUUUUGGGUUUCUGGAAUGUUUUUCGAGUUUCAUAACCGAAAACAAAACC
Molecule: messenger RNA, 1758 nt
Organism: Eruca vesicaria subsp. sativa (arugula)
Lineage: Eukaryota; Viridiplantae; Streptophyta; Magnoliopsida; Brassicales; Brassicaceae
Source: the annotation of a GenBank genome assembly